This is a messenger RNA of Capronia epimyces CBS 606.96, 1113 nucleotides long. RefSeq lists its product as uncharacterized. The record is from RefSeq and is a predicted model, not a curated record. NCBI's taxonomy places the organism in Eukaryota, Fungi, Ascomycota, Eurotiomycetes, Chaetothyriales, Herpotrichiellaceae. Bases 1 to 1113 code for a protein of 370 amino acids. The transcript has a single exon. Gene Ontology annotation, molecular function: hydrolase activity, acting on carbon-nitrogen (but not peptide) bonds, in linear amides.
AUGUCCCCAUCAACCAAAAACAAGCCGCAGAGGCCGUUGACCGUGGCUGCCGCCCAGAUGGGCCCAGUACAUCUCGCAGACAGUCGGCAAGCGGUGCUGAACCGAAUGUGUGGCCUCCUCGACCAGGCGGCCGAACAUGGCGUGCAACUGGUCGUCUUUCCCGAACUCGCCUUUACCACCUUCUUCCCCAGGUACUUACUUGACCCCAAAGACGUUGGCCGCUACUUUGAGAUCGAAGACCCCCAGAACGGCUUGGGCAUCGCGCAAUCCCCAAACGUCAAGCCGCUGUUCGACCAUGCAGCCAGAUUGGGAAUCGACGUGUGCGUGGGAUACGCCGAGAGGAGUCUCCAAACGAACAAGCCAGGCUCAGACUCACAAACCUCGCAUAUCGACUACAACUCAUGUGUCUAUUACUCGGCCCAGGCCCGCGCUGUCGUGGGAAAAUAUCGCAAAAUCCACCUUCCAGGCGCCGUGGAGCCGUACACGGCGCCCGGAGCCUUCCAGCAGCUGGAAAAGCGAUACUUCCGCCCUGGUGACCUGGGCUUCCCUGCAUUCCGGGCUCCUGGUCUGGUGGAAGGUGCGCUGAAAAAGGACAGCAAGGUGACAGCCCCUGGACCAACAAGCGACAAAGGCGACCCAAUUAUCGGCAUGUUGAUCUGCAAUGACCGGCGCUGGGCCGAAGCCUGGAGAGUCUAUGGCCUGCAAGGCGUCGAGGUCGUCUGCUGCGGAUACAACACCACGGCAUUCGCGACCAAGGCCACGGGCGAGAUGGUGGACAUGACACCCGAGGAUGCGGAAGAGGAGGUGUUGUUGCACCACCGGCUCUCCUGCCAGGCCAACAGCUACAUGAAUGCCUGCUUCAGCAUCAACGUGGCCAAGACGGGCGCCGAAGACGGGAACCCUCUGGUCGGCGGCACCAUGAUCGUGCACCCCAAUGGCCAUAUCAUCAAGGAAGCCGAAACCAAAGAGGACGAGUUGGUUGUGGCCACAAUCGACCUGGCCGACUGUGAUCGAGGCAAGGGAAAGACCUUUGCCUUCCACAAGCAUCGAAAACCGGAGCAUUAUGGCGCCAUUGUCGAGCAGGUGGGAGUCGUAGAGCCAGAGCUGCUAUGA